Molecule: messenger RNA, 1660 nt
Organism: Poecilia latipinna (sailfin molly)
Lineage: Eukaryota; Metazoa; Chordata; Actinopteri; Cyprinodontiformes; Poeciliidae
Product: double-strand-break repair protein rad21 homolog
Exons: 10
Biological process (GO): sister chromatid cohesion; replication-born double-strand break repair via sister chromatid exchange
Cellular component (GO): cohesin complex
Molecular function (GO): chromatin binding; protein binding
Source: RefSeq, a predicted model, not a curated record
UUUGAAGAUGUUUUGUAUGUUUUGUAGAAUACGGUGUUAACGCUUGCGACUCGGAAGUCCGCCAUCUUUGUUCUGAACGGCAUACAGACAUUCGGCUAUUUUUGUCCUGCGCAAUAACCAACAGAUGCAAAAUCAACAUUGCAGUUUCUUAUAUAAUAGUUACGGGAAAGAUACAGAUACAGGGAAGUGUGUUAUAGUCGAAUCAAGCCGAAAAAUCUCAAAUAUCACUCAAAUCUUCCAAGCUUCCUUCUAGUCGAAGGACGCGUUGACGCAUUUUCCUCGCGUCAUCAUCGAGGGAAACGUUGACGCUGAUAAUUUUAUUAAUUUAUUUAUUCGUAAUUUAUUUGCCUCGUUAAUAUAAUAAGUAUCUACGCUAGUCGUUGUCUUUCUUCGAGCAAUAAAAGAGUUACAGAUUUUAAAAAGACUCGACAUAGUUCGUUUUCUGGAACGGAAGUGAUAGUUGCUUAGCAACUAAAUACGUCUUGUGCUGACGUUCACUAAUGGUUGUCAAAAUUCGUUUUCGCUUGAACUAAAGGUCAUAUUAAUCCUUUCACAAUGAUGUUCUUCACGCAACUGUUUACGUCCAAAAGAGGUCCUUUAGCCAAAAUUUGGCUGGCAGCGCACUGGGAGAAGAAGCUUACCAAGGCCCAUGUGUUUGAAUGCAACUUGGAAACAUCCAUCAGAGACAUCCUUUCCCCUAAAAUGAAAAUUGGUUUGAGGACUUCUGGUCAUCUUCUUCUUGGCGUGGUCAGAAUCUACUCCAGGAAGACAAAGUAUCUCCUUGCAGACUGCAGUGAUGCCCUGGUCAAAAUUAAAAUGGCAUUCAGGCCAGGUCAGACUGAUAUGCCUGUGGAAGGGCUUGAGGCGACAGUGAAGGCGAUCACUCUGGUUGAAGACUUCACCGUCUUUGACACACCGCUGCCUCUGCCCAGUGACAUCGAUGUGGACCAUGUGUCCCUCAACCAGUGUCGCUCAGAGGAUAUCACUCUGAAAGAGGAUUUCGGACAUCAGUUUUUGAACUUUCAAGACAUCGGAGAUGAGUUACAGAGCCAAGCAAACACACUGCUGGACCAAAGCUUUGAUGACUUUUCAGCACAUAGAGACGGAUUUGGCGAUGAGGAGAACGAAUUUGACAUACUUGACUUCCUGACAAACCCCAUCGAUCAGAUUGAAACCCAGAGUUUCAUCCAGGAAGAGCUGCAAAGUGAAAAUAAAGAAGCUUCUCCAGUUCAGGAUGAUGAACCUCACAUGGACGUCGACCUCGGCUUUCCUGAGGAGACGGUAACUGAAAUCACUCUGCUGAUCAACGAUGAGGACGCUUUCGCUUUAGAACCCGUUCCCAUCACGCCAAACGCUGAGAGAAAGCUGGGUAAGAGGAAACGUAAGCUGGUGGUCGACCAGAUGAAGGAGCUGAGCAACGACGCCAUCAGGGAGCAGAUCUCGGAUUAUUCGGAUCUGGUCGCUCCGCUGGACAUGGCCCCACCGACGGUGCAGCUCAUGCUCUGGAAGGAGAGCGGCGGAGCCGACAAACUCUUCUCCAAACCGUGCUCCACUCUGGUUAAUCCACUCAUUAAAGAGGUCUUUGCCAAAAGUGUUUUCCAGGUAAAAUUUUACAGCGUAGAAGAAGAGGUUGAACAGAUGCGGCAAGAGAAACAAAAAG